AUGUUCCACAACUUGGCCAACUAUUUGCUGGGCUCAGUCCUGGGACAAGACCAACGAGGAUCGGCGACCGAAGAACCGGCGAACCACGGCAACCUGCGAUUGCGAUCCUCCGGCGACAGGGAGGACGAUUGGGUGCUGGUGGACAGAGACAGCGAGGGCAACUCCGAGCUGUCCGAGUCGGACGCCGAAGACGACGCCCCCGCCUCGCCGGCGUCGUCGAAGCGCCGCCAGCGCUCCCCCAUGGAGGAGUCGUGGUUCGUCACCCCGCCGCCUUGCUUCACCUCCACGGGGCCGGUGCGCGUGGAGACCUCCCCCAUGGAGGACCUGCUCAUCGAGCACCCCAGCAUGAGCGUCUACCGCAUCCACCCGGCCAGGCGGCACUUCCCGCAGGCGACGGCGCCGGCGGCCCCCUCGCCCGACGACGUCGAGGACCUGCAGGUGGAAGUGGAGCUGGAGGAGGGCGCCGAGGCGGGCGAGGGUCUGGUCGUGGUGAACAGGGUGCCGCGGCUGAACCGGCUGCAGGUGAUGCAGCAGCAGGAGAGGCAGCGGCGCAAGGGCAAGACCGCCCAAAAGGCGCAAGUCCAGAAAGCCUGCCAGGCCAUCAAGAGGGCCAACCUGGAGAGGACCAAUAAGGCUCGUGAAGUGAACAGUCGCAAUCGAAGGCAGAGAAGGGGCGAAAGAUCGCAGGGGGCCACGCGUUCCUACGCCAAUAACAAUCGCAAGUGCUAG
Molecule: messenger RNA, 729 nt
Organism: Phyllotreta striolata
Lineage: Eukaryota; Metazoa; Arthropoda; Insecta; Coleoptera; Chrysomelidae
Source: the annotation of a GenBank genome assembly